Zasmidium cellare ATCC 36951 is the source of this 1068-nucleotide messenger RNA. RefSeq lists its product as uncharacterized. Bases 1 to 1068 code for a protein of 355 amino acids. NCBI's taxonomy places the organism in Eukaryota, Fungi, Ascomycota, Dothideomycetes, Mycosphaerellales, Mycosphaerellaceae. Gene Ontology annotation, cellular component: cytoplasm; nucleus. The transcript is spliced from 2 exons. The record is from RefSeq and is a predicted model, not a curated record. Gene Ontology annotation, molecular function: ATP binding; MAP kinase activity. Gene Ontology annotation, biological process: intracellular signal transduction; protein phosphorylation.
AUGUCUCGAGCGCCCGCCCAGCAGGGAAGCGGCUCCCGCAAGAUCUCCUUCAACGUCUCGGAGCAAUAUGACAUUCAAGAUGUGGUCGGCGAAGGCGCAUACGGUGUCGUUUGCUCCGCUCUGCACAAGCCCUCGGGCCAGAAGGUCGCCAUCAAGAAGAUCACACCCUUUGAUCACUCCAUGUUCUGCCUGCGCACGCUGCGUGAGAUGAAGCUGCUGCGCUACUUCAACCACGAGAACAUCAUCUCCAUCCUCGACAUCCAAAAGCCACGCAACUACGAGAGCUUCUCCGAAGUCUACCUCAUCCAGGAGCUCAUGGAAACCGACAUGCACCGCGUCAUUCGCACUCAAGAGCUAUCAGACGACCACUGCCAGUACUUCAUCUACCAGACCCUCCGCGCACUCAAGGCCAUGCACUCGGCCAACGUCCUGCAUCGCGACCUGAAACCGUCCAACCUUCUGCUGAACGCUAACUGCGACCUGAAGGUCUGCGAUUUCGGCCUUGCCCGAUCAGCAGCCAGCACCGAGGACAACCAGGGUUUCAUGACCGAAUACGUGGCGACUCGAUGGUAUCGUGCACCCGAGAUCAUGCUCACGUUCAAGGAGUACACCAAGGCGAUCGAUGUCUGGUCUGUGGGAUGCAUUCUGGCUGAGAUGCUCAGCGGCAAGCCUCUCUUCCCUGGCAAGGAUUACCAUCAUCAGCUCACACUCAUUCUUGAUGUUCUUGGCACGCCGACCAUGGAGGACUACUAUGGCAUCAAGUCGAGGCGUGCGAGAGAGUACAUUCGGAGUCUACCAUUCAAGAAGAAGAUCCCGUGGAAGGCGAUGUUCCCCAAGACGUCCGACCUCGCACUCGACCUGCUGGAGCGACUGCUUGCAUUCAACCCAGUCAAGCGUAUCAGCGUGGAGGAUGCCCUCAAGCAUCCAUACCUCGAGCCAUACCACGACCCUGAAGACGAGCCGACGGCAGAUCCCAUCCCAGAGGAGUUUUUUGAUUUCGACAAGAGCAAGGACAACCUGUCCAAGGAGCAGCUGAAGCGUCUGAUUUACGAGGAGAUUAUGCGGUAA